Messenger RNA from Rubroshorea leprosula, 1435 nucleotides. The record is from the annotation of a GenBank genome assembly. NCBI's taxonomy places the organism in Eukaryota, Viridiplantae, Streptophyta, Magnoliopsida, Malvales, Dipterocarpaceae.
ACAACCCUUCAACCUUCAACAUUCAACCUUCAUCCCCUCUUUCUCUAUUACUACUAGGAGUUUAUAUGUAUAUAUAUAUAUAUACAUAUAUGUAAACAACCAAAAACCUAACCUACUCUAGCUUAAUUGUCUGCUCUCAUAAUUCUUCUUUUAUCAGGAUUUAAGCUCAAAUUCAACAUCCUCCUCAAUGGAUCCACAAAUUCAGCCAACUGAUGAUGAACCACAGGCACCUACGCCUACGAUUGUAUGCGAGUUUUGCUUUAAACAAUUCACCAACGGUAAGGCCUACGGCGGCCACAAGAGAAUCCACCUCCAACCUCUUAUCAGUAAACAAGAAGGUCCGCAGAUUGAGGACCAAUCUAAUCCUCAACAUCAACCUAGCUACCAUGCCAUGAAUGAUGUGACUGAAACCAAACAAAUUAGGUGUUCCUUGUGUUUCAGAUUUUUCAAGUCUUGGAAGAGUCUUUUCGGGCAUAUGAGAGCUCAUCCAGAGAGAUAUUGGAGGGGAAUCAAUCCGCCCCCAUCAUUCACAAAUAUCAACAAUUACAAUUCUUCUUCAUCUACUCUUUCUGAGGAGGAGGAUGAUGAUGAUGAUGAUCAAGAUCUGGUUGAUGACUCUUCUGUUACCCCACCAAAAACAUCUCUUGUCAACUUGACCGAGUCACUUGGCAGGAGCUGGUUAACUUGUGCCAGGAGAGGCCGAAAAAGACUGGUGGCUGAGGAUAUGAAAUCUGCUGUUGAUGAUCUUUUGCGGCUUGCUCAAGACCAUCACAGUAAUGAUCAAGUUGAAAUCUCACAACCAUGGAUGGUUAGAAAAUUGGAGGAGGAGGAGGUCAAGAUACCUACUGGCGAAGCAGCAGAGUCUUCUGAAGAUUCAAUGGCUGUUACUGGUGCGCACAAGAGGAAAAACCGAAAAUUGACCGAUUUGGUGUUUGAUCAUGAGGACCACAAUCACCUAUGCAUCACCUGUAACAAGUCGUUUCCUUCAUACCAAGCUCUGGGAGGUCACAUGGCGAGUCACAACAAAGUCAAGUCCAUGAAGAUAGAUCAGGAAGAAGCUGCUGCCACAUCAACAUCAACCCCAGGACGUGGUCAAAAGCUGAAUUUUGAAGAUGCAGCUGAGCAUCAGUGCAACAUAUGUGGAGUGAGCUUCCCAACGGGACAAGCUCUUGGAGGGCACAAGCGACGCCACUGGUGGACCAGCCCAGCUAGAGCACCAGCUUCUUCCUCCUCGGGAGAAAUCACUACUAAUACUCGUUUGAUGCUUGAUUUCGACCUUAAUGAGCUUCCUUCUGAUGGAUUAGAUAGUUGAUCACUUAGUGAGUUAGCCUGUUUCACAAAUUGUUUAUUUACUUUAUGGUACUUAUUAGCUCUGGAAUAUUUAGAAUCAUCUGAUUCUCAAGUUUUAUGGUUUAGUCUGCAGUUGUCCUUUAUA